AUGCCGUCCGAGCCGCGACCCACCCGCGCCUCCGCGCGAAAAUCACGCGACGCACGCGCGGAUUCCCUCGACGGACGACGUCGCGGCGACGCGUCCACGCGGUUCGCGAUCGGUGCGUGUUCUUUCCUCUUGGGACUGAUGAUUGGCAAGCGAACACAAAACGCGCGCGUCGACGACGAAGAGGACGAUCCGGUGCGCGAGAUCACGUCGGUGGAGGCGUUGCUGAAACACCCGGCGAUGCGAGAGGUCGGGACGCCGCCGUCGACGCGAAAGCUGAAGGAACGGCGCGGCGCGGCGCGCGCGAAGAACAAUCGAGGCGGUUCGGACGAGACGACGAGCGCGCGAGACGAUGACGCGCGCGUCGACGAGAGCGACGCGACGGACGAAUCGCAUACGUUGGAUGGGCAUCAUCGCAUCGAACAAGUCGCGUGGGACGCGGACGUUCGAUCGAUGAGCAUACAACACGGCUUGGAGCUCGAGACGAAACGAGUGGGAUCGAGCGUCGGCGCCUUCUUGGACCCGACGUUCGAUACCUCCUCCGCCGCCGCCGCCGUGGCGGCGUUCGACUCGUAUUUAGAGCUGAGCGAAUCCAAGGACGCCGCGAACGCGUCGGUGACGUUCGACGUGUCCGAAGACGACAACGCGACGUCUCUCCGCGCCGACGUUACGGGCGUCGCGUGA
Messenger RNA from Ostreococcus tauri, 681 nucleotides. RefSeq lists its product as hypothetical. The transcript has a single exon. The record is from RefSeq and is a predicted model, not a curated record. Bases 1 to 681 code for a protein of 226 amino acids. NCBI's taxonomy places the organism in Eukaryota, Viridiplantae, Chlorophyta, Mamiellophyceae, Mamiellales, Bathycoccaceae.